Messenger RNA from Paramecium sonneborni, 1281 nucleotides. Lineage: Eukaryota; Ciliophora; Oligohymenophorea; Peniculida; Parameciidae. The record is from the annotation of a GenBank genome assembly.
AUGGCAAUUCAAUAUGGUUAUCUUGAAUGCCACUAAGGAUAGGGUUGUAAAAAGUGUGAUAAUUAAUUUAUCUUAAUUAAUGAAACAGCCAUGUCUUAAUAGAAUAAAGUCUUAAUUGAUGAGAAAGAAGAUAUAAAUGAAGAAGUAAUUAUUAUUCAAUUAUUAAAAAUUAAUUUGAUUAGAUUUGGUUAGAUCUAAAUCCGUUUUGGAAUCCUUUUAUAAUUAAUGAAACUACCAUAUAAAAGGUGACAUAAAAUUAUGCUUCUUUAAGAUAUUAUGAUUUACUCCAUGAUUGGUAUAUCAGGAUUAUCAUUACUCACAGGUUUAUUAGAUCUAUUAUAAUCAUUGUCCUAUAUUAAAUUUAUAUAGUAUUCAUUUCCACCUCAUCUGAUGUAAUUCUUGAAUACUUAUACUAAAGUAUCAGACCAGUAUUAAGACAUUUUUAAAUAGAAGAAUUAUUUAAAUCUUUAAAUGAUGGAAGUUUAUUAUUCAAAAGUACAAGAUAAUCAACUUAAAUUUAAGCAAACCCAUUUAAUUAGUUUUAUCUACUAAAUGCUUAAGGUUAUAACUUUUUUAUUUUAUGCUCAUUAACAGCUUAUUUUAUUUCCAUCUUACUGUCCUCUAAUAAAGUUUUAUUCUUUAAGAAUUUUAUUUGUAAAAUUCAAAAAUAAUUAUACAUAGCAUAUAAUGCAUUUUACUUUACAAAAGUCUAAAAGCUUUUUAUGAAAUUUAGAAAUUAAUACUUCUCUUUCGGUAUAUUCUAGAUUAAUUAUUUUUUAGUGUAUUAUUGUAAUAUCCUGAUUAUAGCUUCAAUUCUCCACUUAUGAUAUUAAAUAGCGUGAAUGCUAUUAUUGGACUUGUGUUAAUAACAUAUUUUAGUUUAUAAAUGCUUUCCAUAACAUCAUCCAAAAUAAAAGACAAACUAAAAUGGAAAUACUUUUAUCAACAUUCAUUACCUCAUUUUUGGACUGUAAAUUAUAAGUCAUUUUAAAUAUACAAAAUUAUGAUUUAUAUAUUUCUAAUCUCGAAGCUAUAAACUAUCCAGAAAUAUAAUAAAUAUUACUUUCAAUGUCAUCAGUUUUCUAUUUAGGUUACUUAUUAAAUUUAAACCUAUAAUCCAUUAAUGAAUUUACCAAACUAAUAUUAAGAGAAAUUUAAAUUGCUCUUAACAGGGUCAUUGUUUUGAUAUUGAAUAAAAUUAUUUAUUAUUAGUAGGGUGGAUUUAAAUCAGCUAUUUUUCUUUUUAAUGUUGGUCUCAAAUUUAAGUGUCGAUUUAAUUGA